AUGUCAAGAUUCAAGUCGUCAUCGACGACAAGAACACUCCAACACCUUGUGCAUAGUAGCAGCAGCAGCAACAAGUCAAACGUUGCCGUUAGAAACUACUGUAACAACCACAAGGAGGAUGAUCAUGAAGAUGCUGUACAGAUCGAGAAGUUGACCAAGGAAGCAUUAAAGGAUGAUCGUUUCUUGGACCCACGUUUCUACAACGAGGUCGACAGUCAAUACAGUGCAGAGACCUUGAAAAAGUUCCACAAGCGUUUAGUUGACAGCAAGUUGCUCGACGUUGCCCACGGCAGAAGAUUGGCAUCGACAAUGGAAAUGUACGAGAAGUUGGAUCUGUUGGAGCCCGAAAAGACCAUGGACGAAGAGGCGUUGGACUCGGACCACUUGGCACGUGAAAGAGAACGUGUCUUUGAAAAGUUGCACAAGGACGCAACUUACACAGCUCACAUAAAGGGUAUCCAAGCCGAAAUGGAUAGACAAGGAGAAGAAGGAGAAGAAGGAGAAGAACAAGAAGGAGAAGAAGAAGGAGAAGAAGAAGAUCAAUUAAAAAAACUAGAACAAGAACAAGAUGAAGAUGAACUAGAAGAAAAGGACGGCGAAGAAGACGGUGAAGAAGCAGAGGAAUAUGAAUAUGAUGAAGAUGAAGAUUUGGAUGAAGAGGAUCAACAAACAAGACUGGAAUUGUUGACAGAUUUCUAUGGGGUUGACCCAGUGACUGGUAAGCGUAAUAUCCGUCCCAAGGAAUAUUUAGGAGAUGUCACACCAGAAGACCCCUCCAUACCAUUCAACCCUGCCAAACCAGAGAUGAUCAACGAAUAUACAGAGCUACACGUCGACGGCGAGGAAGACCUCGACCGAGACAGCCAAGAGUACAUCCACAUCCAGAACCUCAAACAGGCAGCAAUCAACAGAAACCAAGACUUGGAGGACAUCAUCAAGCAGGUCGAAGACUCGGAACACAUCCCCAGAGGCUUGUUUGCCCAACACUUUAGAGAGACUUGGAUCUCCAACGAGGAAGGCAGAGAACAGGCUUUGGAAGAGUACCUCAACGAGAAUAUGAACACCCCCGUCCAUGGCGAGGAGACAUUGGGCAUCUUGACACGUUUGCAGUUUGAAGCUGCUUUGGCGUCGGUCAAUGCACUCUACAAUGCACGUAUGGAGGUACUUGGUAUCAAGCCACCCGUCGUCCCCCGUCUCACUACCCACGAAUACGAGCCACUCAAGUACGUCGGCAAGAAUCGUUCUGCUAUCGGUCGCGAGCCACACUAUGUCGAGAAUAACGACACCUUUGACUAUUCGCAAAGCACCUCACCCAACACAACCGCCGCCGAACUCGAGGAGAUCGAGGCGUUCCAAGGUGUCGAUUUGCCCGCCGAUCCAGAGUUUGAUGCACAGUUUUCGCAAUGGAUGCGUGAGCGUUUCAUCUACAAGCACAAGAUCCUCAACCAAUUGGCCAUGGCCAAGACGUACGAGCAGAUCGAUAAUGACAAUGUCAGAGAGUCGCUGUCACGUAGCAUCAUCGAGCCCACCGAAGACGACCCUCUCGAGGUACCAAUGACCGACGCCGAGCUUGAAAAUGCCAUCCGUGACAUGGACGGCCGUGUCAUCCCCGAAGAACUACUCGACGACCGUGACCGUUACAACUACCUCUUGCGUAAAUACAAAAACCCCGCUGCAAUCGCCGCCAAGGAGGCCAAGGAACGUGAGCAGCGUCGUGCUGCCAUGGACACCAAGAAGCGUGAGAUUGACGGCUUCCUCGAGGGCAGUGCCAAGUUCCGUCGUGCCAUGUCCGAGGAAGAACGUUUGGAGACUCGUGACGACGUCGACCGUCUUCUCGGUGCCGACAUCAACAUCCAAAAGUACAAGGUCAACCCCAAACUCGAGCAAUUGCGUGAGAAGCACCGUCUCGAAGCCGUCAAGGAAAAAUCAUCACACGAAUACCUCCACCGUCAAAUCCACCGUAUGGAAAAGAACGGCCAACUCGGCAACGCUCCUCUCUACUCGGCCACCACUGGCAAGGAGGUCACUGGUAACCCCAAGUUCCCCAAGUGCCUUUUGUGCUACGACUUUGGCUGGCGUGUCGAGCCAUUGAACGUGCCACUCCUCAGCAUCUACAUGAACACCGAGGGUGACAUUUUACCACGUUACAUCACUGGCAACUGUUUGAAGCAUCAAAAGCGUUUGGCCCGCAAUAUCAAGGCCGCCAAGCAUCUCGGCUUUUUCAGCUACAAGUCUGGUACUUUUACAAUCUACGACCCCAACGUCGUCCCACCAACUCCAGCCGAAGAAAAAGAAUACCUCAAAUACUACAAGGGUGCCUACACUCCCAAAGAAUGGAUGGAUGGCGACACUCGUCUACAAUGGGAGGACGACGAAUCAAACGAAAGCCUCUAUGCCGAAAGCGAAGAGGAAAUCAUGUUACACAAGGAGGCUCUUAUGCUCGAUCUCGGUAUCUCUGAAGCAGAAGCCAAGGAAAUUUUAUCUGGUAAAUUAGAAAAUGAUGGAAAAGAACUUCUAGAAUCAACUUCUGAUUCUUUAGAUAAUCCAAUAAAUCAAUAA
This is a messenger RNA of Cavenderia fasciculata, 2559 nucleotides long. RefSeq lists its product as uncharacterized. The record is from RefSeq and is a predicted model, not a curated record. Gene Ontology annotation, cellular component: ribosome; mitochondrial small ribosomal subunit. The transcript has a single exon. Bases 1 to 2559 code for a protein of 852 amino acids. Gene Ontology annotation, biological process: mitochondrial translation. Lineage: Eukaryota; Evosea; Eumycetozoa; Acytosteliales; Cavenderiaceae. Gene Ontology annotation, molecular function: structural constituent of ribosome; small ribosomal subunit rRNA binding.